GCCCUAAUGUUUCCCCUUCUUUUCAAACACCAAGUCUACCUGAGAUUGGCCAAUGCACAGACAGUAGCUGUAAAGUCCCAAUAGGAGAAUGAGUGAAAGGAACGUCCAAAGUUUGAGCAAAGGAGUAUUGGUGCUCUCUCUCUGCCUUAUAAUGCUUUGGGGAAGGCUGACACAGGCAUCAUCAUAUCACAGAAGCCAUUCGGUGCACAUAGAACCUGGUACGUGUGAAGUCAUUGCUGCCCACAGAUGCUGUAAUAAGAAUAAGAUUGAAGAGCGCUCCCAAACAGUGAAAUGUUCCUGCUUUCCAGGUCAGGUGGCUGGGACAACACAUGCUGCUCCUUCAUGUGUAGAUGAAAUGUGUGGCCACCAACACCUUGCCACUACUGGAAACGAAAUCUGAUGUGGAAUAAAAAUAUACAAAACAGGACAGGAAGCCUAGGCCAGUCACAUCGCCUUCCUCUGUAGUAUAGAUACAAUGGUAUGUUAUCAACUGCUUAGUAUUUUUUAAAGGAAAUUGGUACAGUAAAUACUGUAAUCAAUUUGCUAUUUUAAGUGAUGUUCUUCCUCUCUCCUGGGAAAAGAAGGAUCUGCCUUGCUAAGAGAUUUAGGACAUAGGAUACACAGAUAUAUUUAAUGGAAGAGAUGGGCUACAGAAAAAAAACAAUUGGUAGCUUUUUGAUAUGCAUGUGAUAUUUCAUAAUUGUGUAGUAUUGUAGAUAUUAAGCCAUAC
Messenger RNA from Thamnophis sirtalis, 730 nucleotides. NCBI's taxonomy places the organism in Eukaryota, Metazoa, Chordata, Lepidosauria, Squamata, Natricidae. The record is from RefSeq and is a predicted model, not a curated record.